This is a messenger RNA of Benincasa hispida (wax gourd), 7010 nucleotides long. RefSeq names its product HEAT repeat-containing protein (gene SWEETIE). Gene Ontology annotation, biological process: carbohydrate metabolic process. NCBI's taxonomy places the organism in Eukaryota, Viridiplantae, Streptophyta, Magnoliopsida, Cucurbitales, Cucurbitaceae. The record is from RefSeq and is a predicted model, not a curated record.
CGAAAAAAGCAUUUUAACAAAAUAAAGAAAAAAGAAAAAAAAGAAAAGAAAAAAAAAAAGUGAAAAAACAGAGCGAUCGGCAAACGAUCGACCUUCAAAUGACACCGAUUCACCGGCUUCAAUCGACGUAGAAUUGCCACUCUGCACACUGUAGCUGCUCACUUCUUCUCGAUUUCUGCUCGCACUCUACAAUGGUGAAGACUUACGUGAGAGAGAAUGUGCCUCUCUCUCGUUUUGGUGUCUUGGUAGCUCAGCUAGAAUCCAUUGUCGCCUCCGCUGCUCAACAACCUCCGGAUCCCCUUCUCUGCUUCGAUCUUCUAUCCGAUCUCAUUUCCGCCAUCGACGAAGAGCCCAAGGAAUCUAUACUGUUGUGGCAAAGAAAAUGCGAGGAAGCACUCUAUUCUCUACUCAGUCUUGGUGCCAGACGACCAGUGCGUCAUCUCGCAUCAGUAGUAAUGGCAAGAAUUAUAUCCAAGGGAGAUACAAUUUCAGUAUAUUCACGUGUUAGUAGUCUUCAAGGGUUUCUGUCUGAUGGGAAAAGGAACGAACCUCAUAAGAUUGCUGGCAUUGCCCAAUGUUUGGGAGAAUUAUAUCAGCACUUUGGGAGAAGAAUCACUUCUGGUUUGCUUGAGACAACCAUUAUUGCUGCCAAGCUUAUCAGAUUUAAUGAGGAUUUUGUGAGACUAGAAGCUCUGCGUUUGCUUCAGAAUGCUUUAGAAGGAUCAGGGGGUACUGCAGCUGCUUCAGCAUACACUGAAGCAUUUCGUCUGAUUACUCGUGUGGGAAUUGGUGAUAAAUCAUUCAUUGUUAGAAUAGCAGCAGCGAGAUGUCUGAAGGCAUUUGCCAACAUUGGAGGACCGGGGUUGGGGAUUGGAGAACUUGAUAAUUCAGCCUCCUUUUGUGUUAAGGCCCUGGAGGAUCCAAUUUCAUCUGUUCGGGAUGCAUUUGCUGAAGCUUUGGGUUUGUUACUGGCACUUGGAAUGAAUCCUGAAGCUCAGGUUCAACCAAGGGGAAAAGGUCCAUUCCCUCCAGCAAAGAAACUAGAAGGCGGUUUACAUCGGCAUCUAUCUUUGCCAUUCAGUAAAGCAAAUGGACCAAGGUUGAAGGAAAUUCGUGUUAGCCUUACAUUAUCUUGGGUGUUCUUUUUGCAGGCCAUUCGUCUCAGAUAUUUACAUCCAGAUACCGGACUCCAAGACUUUGCGCUGCAGGUUAUGGAAGUACUUCGUGCUGAUACUUCUGUAGAUGCCCAUGCAUUGGCUUGUGUGCUCUAUAUUCUUAGGGUUGGCAUUACUGAUCAGAUGACAGAACCCACCCAAAGGAACUUCUUGGUUUUUCUUGGAAAGCAGCUGCAAUCCGAAGAUGCUAGCCCUUCAAUGAAGAUUGCUUGUUUGCGUACUUUGUCUUAUACUCUGAAAACUCUGGGAGAGGUCCCGUCCGAGUUUAAGGAAGUACUUGACAACACAGUUGUUGCUGCAGUUUCUCAUUCUUCACAACUUGUACGCAUUGAAGCUGCUCUAUCAUUGUGCACAUUGACAGAGGUUGAUCCUAACUGUGUUGGUGGGUUAUUUUCUUAUGGAGUAACUAUGCUAACAGCUCUAAGAGAGAAUGUUUCAUUUGAAAAGAAUUACAAUUUGCAAUUGGAGCUCGAUUCUUUGCAUGGUCAAGCUGCUGUAUUGGCAGCUUUAGUGUCUGUAUCUCCCAAACUACCUCUUGGUUAUCCAUCUAGAUUUCCUAGGUCAGUUCUUGAAGUAUUAAAGAAAAUGCUGACAGAUCCCUCCCGCAAUCCUGUUGCUUCCACUGUAGAGAACGAAGCUGGAUGGUUACUUUUAUCAUCAUUAUUAGCCUGUAUGCCUAAGGAGGAACUUGAAGACGAGGUUUUUGAUAUUCUUUCAUUGUGGGCUAUGUUUUUUACUGGAAACAUGGAACAUGAAAUCAACCAAACUGGGGAUUUGACUUCUAAGUUAUGUGUUUGGUCUACUGCCAUUGAUGCGCUUACAGCAUUUAUUAGAUGCUUUAUUUCUCCAGAUGUCAUAAGUGCUGGGGUUUUUCUUCAACCAGUGAUUCUAUACUUGAGCAGAGCCCUAUCCCAUAUUUCAUUAUUAGCAACCAAGGAUCUUGGCAGUUCGAGACCUUCGUUAAACAUCUUGAUCAUAAGAACGUUAAUUGCUUAUCAGUCUCUUCCUGAUCCGAUGGUGUAUAAAAAUGACCACUCUCAGAUUAUUCAGUUAUGCACAACCCCUUUCAGGGAUGCCUCUGGAUGUGAAGAAAGCUCGUGCUUGAGGUUACUACUUGACAGACGAGAUGCAUGGUUGGGUCCUUGGAUUCCUGGAAGGGAUUCGUUUGAGGAUGAGCUUCGAGCUUUUCAAGGGGGAAAAGAUGGGCUUGUUCCGACGAUAUGGGAAGAUGAAAUUUCAAAUUUUGCUCAGCCAGAGACAAUAAACAAAAAAUUGGUGAACGAGAUGCUUCUGUGCUUUGGGGUUAUCUUUGCUUGUCAGGACAGCAGUGGAAUGCUCUCUCUUCUUGGAGUUGUGGAGCAGUGUCUGAAAACCGGAAAGAAACAGCCAUGGCAUGCUGCUAGUGUCACUAAUAUAUGCGUGGGGCUGCUUGCAGGUUUCAAGGCGCUUCUAUCUUUACGUGUGCCACCUGUAAGCCUUGAGAUUUUAAGUUCUGCCCAGGGUAUUUUUCAGAGUAUUAUGGCUGCUGGAGACAUUUGUGCAUCACAACGUAGAGCUGCUGCCGAAGGUCUUGGGUUAUUGGCUCGUCUUGGGAAUGACAUUUUUACUGCAAGAAUGAUCAGAUCGCUGCUUGGUGACCUAACUGGAAUGACAGACUCUACUUAUGCUGGAUCAAUUGCUUUGGCACUCGGUUGCAUACAUCGAAGUGCAGGAGGGAUAGCUCUGUCAACAUUAGUUACAGCGACAGUGAAUUCAAUAUCUAUGCUGGCUCGGAGUUCAAUUACCAGCUUGCAGACAUGGUCUUUGCAUGGACUUCUUUUGACUAUUGAAGCUGCUGGCUUGUCCUUUGUAUCCCAAGUUCAGGCGACUCUUGGCCUAGCACUGGAUAUCCUUCUAUCAGAGGAGAAUGGAUUAGUUGACCUUCAGCAAGGAGUCGGUCGCCUAAUAAAUGCUAUUGUUGCUGUUCUUGGUCCUGAACUGGCCCCAGGGAGCAUUUUCUUUUCACGUUGCAAGUCCGUUGUUGCAGAGAUAAGCUCCUGGCAAGAAGCGUCAAUCAUGCUUGAGAGUGUCCGAUUUACUCAACAACUUGUUUUGUUUGCCCCGCAAGCCGUUUCUGUGCACUCCCACUUGCAAGUUCUUCUCCCAACAUUAGCCUCUAAACAGCCAACAUUAAGACAUCUUGCCAUAUCUACUCUUCGGCAUCUUAUUGAAAAGGAUCCAGUACCCAUCAUCGAUGAGCAAAUAGAAGAGAGCUUGUUUCAUAUGUUGGAUGAAGAAACUGAUUCAGACAUUGCAAAUAUGGUGAGGACCACAAUCAUGCGCUUACUCUAUGCAUCGUGCCCUUCAUGCCCCUCUCACUGGAUAACAAUAUGUCGAAACCUUGUUCUUGCUACAUCAACAAGGAGAAAUAUUGAGUAUAGAUCCAACUCAGAAAAUAAUCCUUCAAAUGCUCAAGACAGUGACUUAAAGUUGAACAUUGGAGAUGAUGAUGAGAAUAUGGUUUCUGGCCACAGUAGAGUUCCAACACCAGGACAUGCUCUAGAGUCUUCCAAUAUUAUGAUUCAGAGGGAUAAGCACCUUAGAUAUCGAACCAGAGUUUUUGCUGCCGAGUGUCUGAGUCAUCUACCUGAUGCGGUUGGAAUGAAUGCAGCUCAUUUUCACCUUUAUUUAGCAAGGAAUCAAUUGGCUAACGGGCCCACCUCUGGUGAUUGGCUAGUCCUUCAUGUGCAAGAGCUUAUUUCACUUGCUUAUCAGAUUAGCACAAUUCAAUUUGAAAGUAUGAAGCCAAUUGGCGUUGGACUCCUAAGUUUGAUUAUUGAUAAGUUUCAACACAUAGCCGAUCCUGAGCUUCCGGAUCACCUUCUAUUGGAGCAAUAUCAGGCCCAAUUAGUAUCUGCAGUUCGCUCUGCCUUAGAUACAUCCUCUGGCCCUAUUCUUUUGGAGGCAGGACUAAUGCUGGCCACUAAGAUCCUCACGAGUGGAAUAAUUGAUGGUGAUCAAGUUGCUGUUAAGCGCAUCUUUUCAUUGAUAUCACGGCUAUUGAAUGACUUCAAGGAGCUCUAUUAUCCUUCUUUUGCUGAAUGGGUCUCAUGCAAGAUCAAGGUUAGACUUCUGGCUGCACACGCCUCUCUCAAAUGUUACACGUAUGCACUUUUGAGAAGACAACAGAGUGAAGUUCCACACGAGUAUCUAGCCCUGUUACCAUGGUUUUCAAAAACUUCGACUAUAUUGGGAAAGCACUGGAUUGGGGUUCUAAUGGAUUACUGCCAUACCUGCUUAUUCUUGCAUCCCAAGAAAAAAUGGAAUCCAUUUCUCGAUGGAAUUCAAUCAUCUCUGGUUAUAUCAAAGUUACAAUCUUCAUUAGAAGAAUCUUGGCCAGUUAUUUUGCAGGCCAUUGCACUGGAUGCAAUUCCAGUGAACUUUGGUGGGAUUGCAAGUUCGUCUAUUAAUAAUGCAUUGGAAAACAACUUUUUAUCUGGAUAUAGCAUGGUUGAACUGGAAUCUAAUGAAUAUCGAUUUCUGUGGAGCUUUGCUCUUUUUUCUUUGUUUUGUGGCCGUCAUCAUCCUGGCAAACAAAACAUAUCAUCAUCUUCUACUACAGCAAAUGUGGUUGAGGACUCUCCAAAGGAAACUACUAAUUCUAUAGAACUAAAACUCUAUGAAAUUGUACUACCAGUGCUCCAAUCUUUGUCAACUGUAAAGUUCUUUAGUGCAGGAUUUCUUACCGUUGAUAUCUGCAUAGAACUUCUUCAGGUUUUCUCAUAUUACACGUUCUUGGAUAUCUCUUGGAAUUCUCUCGCAGCGUCUGUGCUAUCCCAGAUGGUUCAGAACUGCCCAGAAAGUUUUCUUCAAAAUGAAGAUUUUGCUUAUCUGGCAUUGGAAUUAUGUCUGGCUUUCCUUUUUCGAAUGUAUCAGAGUAUGAACUCUAGACAGCUAGAUCAUCAUCCAAAUUGGGAGGAUUUGAUAUCAUCAUUAUUUAUUACAGUUAAGGUACUCAUGGAGCGCUUUGAAUUUAAGAAACAAAUACCAUCUUUGCUGCUGGCCUUUUUCUCAGUUGGACUCAAAUACUUUAGGCACACGUCAACUGAAUUCUGCUUAUCUAAAGUAAAUGAUUUUAUUAGGUCCUUUGGCCAUAUACUAGAGAAACUUAUCCAAGAUGGAACAAAGCUUGGUGAGGAUAGUCUCUGUUCUAAAAAACUUCUUGGAACUUGUAUGAAUUUGGUUGUGGAUUCAUGUAACAAUUGUAUUGAGGGAAUUCAUAUGGUUAAGAACAAAAGUUCCAAGCUCCAGAGACUACUGCUAGUAAAGCUUGCUUUUUCUCUAGAGCAAAUUAUUUCACUGGGAAAGCUCGUUUAUCUUGCUGGGUGUCUUCAAGCAGAUGCUGAGGUUGAGAAAGUAUGUUUUUCUGUUUUCAAAUAUGGAACUGAAUGCAUCGGAAACGUACUUCAUGAUUCAGAUUUGCAGGUUCAAGCAAUUGGAUUGCAAGUACUAAAAGGCAUGACCCAAAAAUACACAAAUAAUGAAGAAAAAGCUUUCCUUCUGUUCUUUGUUGGGGAACUCAUUGGAGAUGUUUUGACAACAAUCGAUACGAUGUUGAAGAAACCAAUAACUAAAGAAUCAAUAGCGAUCGCAGUUGAGUGCUUGAGAUUCUUAGUGUUUCUACAAACAGUAUCCAAAGUCGGUGAAUGCCAGAAAACUUUUAUGAAUCUGCUUUUAGAAGCCAUAGUCAUGGUUUUCUCUGCAUCUUCAGGCUCUAAUCCCAGGGAGCUUGAAGAAUUGAAAAGUACAUCAAUAAAACUUGUUUCUCAUCUUGCUCAGAUACCUGCCUCUGCCGUUAUUUUCAAGGAUGUCAUUUUGUCAAUGCCAGUGAUGCAUCGGCAACAACUACAAGGGGUUAUUCGUGCUUCUGUCACACAGGAUCAACAUCCAACUGAGAAGAAUCUCCCAAAACCAAUGCUAGAGAUAAAAGCACCCGCGAUAGAGGUGAAUAGAGAAAAAGAUUCCUCCCCGCACACGGCUGAGUCCAGCAUUGAAAACAAUCCUGCGACUGUCGGCGAAGAGGAUGAAGAUGAGGAUGACUGGGAUACUUUCCAGUCUUUUCCUGCUUCCACACGAGAAGUGAUAACCGAUAACGUCACAGAAUCUCAUGAAACUGAGGAAGUUCUUGGAAGUAGUAGUCUUGGUGUUAGCAUGGAAGACUCCACUCCUCUUCCAAUUGAUGAAUCGAAGAUUGAGAAUGUGGAACAUGAAGAAACCAGUGAAGAGGUAUCGCUGUCUAUAUCUUCAUCAGGUCAGAGAUCUUCAGACGGAGAUCUAAUCAGCGAUCGGAGUGGAUCGCAAGGAGUCAGUGAUCGAGAAAGUGGAAAUGUUGAUAUUGUUCUCAAUCAGGAACAUGGCACAGAGAAUGAAGCUUUGCCAGGAAAAGAACUAAGCCAAGCUUCUGCUAUAGUCAGCUUGUUCGGGGUUCACAAACCAGUUGGUGAAAGCCCAGAAAACGAAACCCCGAUGCCUUCAGACCGUGAGAUACGCGAUGAUGAAGCAGAUAAUGAUCGUGUCAGAGUAUACAAAGAAGGUGAUGAAAACGAUACCGUGGUUAAAAUUUCGAGCGUUGAGAAUGAACAGAGAAAUGACAGUUUACGAUUACCAAUAUAGAAACAUUGUUAUAGUUGAUCCAAUUUUCAGGUUUACAAUAGAAUUGUAUUGCCAUUAUGAUUGUAGGUUAAAUAUUAAGGUUUUUCUUAUUUAUUAUUUAUUAUUUUAUGUGUUGGCUAAAUUUUGUAACAGGGGACAUGACAACAUUGGUACAUUGAGAAUUUAGUUGCCUUAUUUUAUUUU